ACAUGCAGGUGCGUUCAAAGAAGCCCGUUUGGUUCCUGUUCAAGCUGAUGGAGCUGCUGCUGAGCCUGGGAUGCUGCAUCGUCCACUGGCGUUGCUUCAAGGAGGAAGGUGUUCCCCACAUUUUCCUGCUAUGUGGCACCUAUGGCGGCUCGGUGAUCAUCUGCAUCGUGUCCCUAAUUGGAGCCUUCUAUGCGGAGAGACCCACUAUGAAGCACGAAGCUGCUUUUGGGGGCAUCUUGGGAGGUCUGCACAUGUUCACCGUUUACGCCCACAUGUACAUGGCCACUUUGGAGGAGUUUCGCACUGAGAAGUGGCCUGAUUUCUACGUGUGCUGCCGGGAUAACGCCAUUUUAGCCCUCUAUGCUGGGGCUAUUUACCUGCUGCACUGCACCUUCGCCCUGGACUUGAUGCUGUCCCAUCAGCGCAGGAAGCACCCGCAGAGGAGCAAGCGACCACUGCAGCUGUACUUCAUCAGCCGGGGGGCAGAGGCCUAUCUCAGCCGCUUCUGGUGGUUCCAGCGCAUCUCCGCCAAAAUGCUGACCAGCGCCCAGCCAUCGGAGCACUCUAGCCGUAGGCGCCAUGUGUCCUCCUCCUCCGAAUCGGACUCGGAAGCAGGUGACAGGUCGGGAAAUUUAAAGGAGGCGGAAUAUAACUGAUCUUUACUACUUAUAAAGUUUUUCCAAUUUCAAACUUAGGUUUUACAUGUUUUUUUUAAGAUUUCAAAAACUAAUUAUCAAUGUAUCAAUUAUUAUUAAAUUCUAAACGAGAAGUAACGAAAGAUCAUACAAAUAACAAAGGAUAACUUUUUUAUAGAAGUUUUGGUUUAUGUUAUCUAUAACAAAAUAAAUCAAAGUUUAUUUUUCAGCUUUGUUAAAUGCUUUUUUAAA
This is a messenger RNA of Drosophila biarmipes, 887 nucleotides long. RefSeq lists its product as uncharacterized. The transcript has a single exon. The record is from RefSeq and is a predicted model, not a curated record. Lineage: Eukaryota; Metazoa; Arthropoda; Insecta; Diptera; Drosophilidae. Bases 3 to 656 code for a protein of 217 amino acids.